GCCUCCCUGCCUGCCCUCCUCCACCGUAGCGCCAGUGUGCAGGGGCUCUGUCCGGGAGGGGGAGUGUCGUAACGGGGAGUGUCUCGGGCUUUCAGGGCUUUAAACUGCGCCUCUUCUCUGCGCCGCUCCGCUGACUCGACACCCCUCCGCUCCGGCUGCACCUCCGAGUCUCCACCGCGAACCGAACCGAACCCAACCCGACCAGAAGUGCGUUUGCCAGGAUGCCGGAACACCCCGAGUUUGAGCGUGCCGGGCAGCAUCCGGGCCUGCAGGUCUGGAGAGUGGAGAACUUUGACCUGGUCCCUGUGCCUCAGAACCUGUAUGGAGGCUUCUACACCGGGGACGCCUACCUCAUCCUCAACACCAUCAAACAGAGGUCUGGAGCUCUGCAGUACGACCUGCACUUCUGGCUCGGUGACCACUGCACCCAGGACGAGAGCGGCUCGGCGGCCAUCUUCACGGUGCAGAUGGAUGAUUACCUGGGGGGAAAGCCCAUCCAGUACAGAGAGGUGCAGGGUCACGAGUCCAAGACCUUCCUGGGGUACUUCAAGUCUGGCAUCAAGUACAUGAAAGGCGGUGUGGCGUCAGGGUUCAAACAUGUGGUCACAAAUGAGGUCAUCGUGCAGCGGGUGCUCCAGGUCAAAGGUCGGCGUGUUGUCAGGGCGACAGAGGUGCCGGUCAGCUGGGACAGUUUCAACCAGGGAGACUGCUUCAUCCUGGACCUGGGCAGCGAGAUCUACCAGUGGUGCGGCUCCCAGAGUAACCGCUUCGAGAAGCUCAAGGCCACUCAGGUGGCCAAGGGCAUCCGUGACAACGAGCGCAGUGGGCGGGCCCGAGUGUACGUGUGCGAGGAGGGGGUGGAGAGAGAGAAGAUGCUGGAGGUGUUAGGCCCCAAACCAGACCUGCCUGAAGGAGCCUCUGACGACAUCAAGGCCGACGCCUCCAACAGGAAGAGAGCCAAACUCUACAAGGUGUCUGAUGCGACUGGGGACAUGGCCAUCGCUCUGGUGGCUGCAGAGAACCCGUUUGCUCAGAGCGCUCUGGAGUCUGGAGACUGCUUCAUCCUGGACCACGGCUCCGACGGCAAGAUCUUUGUUUGGAAAGGUAAAGAUGCCAACAUGGACGAGCGUAAGGCGGCCAUGAAAGCAGCCGACGAGUUCAUAAAGAAGAUGGGCUACCCCAAACACACGCAGGUGCAGAUCCUGCCGGAGAUGGGAGAGACUCCGCUCUUCAAACAGUUCUUCAAAAACUGGAGGGACAAGGACCAGACGGAGGGCCUGGGCGUGGCUUAUAUCGCCAACUCCAUCGCCAAGAUCGAGAAGGUCCCGUUCGACGCCGCCUCCCUGCACGAGUCUGAGGCCAUGGCGGCACAGCACGGCAUGGUGGACGACGGCAGCGGAGAGAAACAGAUCUGGCGUAUCGAGGGCUCAGACAAAGUGCCCGUGGACCCAUCUACCUAUGGACAGUUCUAUGGAGGAGACAGUUACAUCAUCCUGUACAACUACAGCCACGGAGGACGCCGCGGACACAUCAUCUACAUGUGGCAGGGCUCAGACUCCAGUCAGGACGAGAUCGGAGCGUCGGCCAUCUUGGGCGCUCAGCUGGACGAGGAGCUGGGGGGCGGGCCUGUCCAGGUGCGUGUGGUGCAGGGCAAAGAGCCGGCUCACCUCAUGAGCCUGUUCGGGGGGCAGCCCAUGGUGGUGUACAGGGGGGGCACUUCCAGAGAGGGAGGCCAGAGCGCUCCAGCAGAGACCAGACUGUUCCAGGUCCGAUCCAACUCUGCCGGACACACACGAGCUGUCGAGGUUGAGGCCACUUCCUCUAACCUAAACUCCAAUGACGCUUUUAUUUUGGCGGGUCCCGGAGGCUGCUUCCUGUGGGUGGGGCAGGGCGCAUGUGACACCGAAAAGCAGGGGGCGCUACAGCUGUGUGACAUCCUGGGAGUGAGCCCCACAGAGCUGCCCGAGGGAGGAGAGAGCGAUGACUUCUGGGAAAUCCUUGGAGGAAAGUCUGAGUACCGCACGUCCACCAGACUCAAGGACAAGAUGGACGCCCACCCGCCCAGACUGUUCGCCUGCUCCAACAAGACCGGCAACUUCAUCAUCGAGGAGGUGCCCGGGGAGAUGACACAGGACGACCUGGCCACAGAUGAUGUCAUGAUCCUGGACACGUGGGAGCAGGUGUUUGUGUGGAUCGGAAACGAAGCUCAAGAAGAAGAGAAGACCGAGGCCAUGGCAUCAGCUGUCCGCUACAUCGAGACGGACCCGGCGAGCAGAGACCCGCGCACGCCCAUCGUCAAGAUCAAGCAGGGAUUCGAACCCCCAACCUUCACGGGCUGGUUCCUGGGCUGGGACCACGAGUACUGGAGCAGCGACCCCCUGGAGCGCGUCAUGGCUGAACUGGCCCUUUAAACGACACCCCCUCCCCUACACGCCCGCUCUGUGCCGCCCCCUCCUGGCCUAAGACUGUACUGCUGCCGAUGUCUUUUAUACUAUUCUUUCUUAUGUUUUUAAAAGCGUUUGAUUACAGUCACUUGAUGCCUUUUAGAGUUGUUUUAUGCCAAUAGGAAGCAGAAUUACAAUGAAGGUAUAUGCACUUUUCACGUCACUCAUAGACAGAAGAAACAUUGGACACAAUUGUUAAAAAAAAAAAAAAAAAAAAGACGGUGUGUUAUAUAGUAUAGUUUAAGAAGCACAGAGGCUAACCACUCUGCUACUGUGCCACCUAACAUAUUACAAACACAUUAGGUAUUCUAAAUUGUGUGAAUUCAGAAUUGUAUUUAGGUGUUAUUAAUUUGGGAUAUAUUAGAAUACUGGUAGAUUAAAUAUAUAUUUUAGAAAUUUUGAAAAAAAAAAAAAAAAAAAUAAAAUAAAUAAUACUAAUAAUAAUAAUAAUAGUAUGGCUUGAAACAAUGUCUAAAAUUAAAAACUAGUCAAAUCACAAUUAUUCUGAUUUUAAGAAAUUUACAGUAGUCAUAUUUUGCAGUUUUAUAAAUAUUUUGGCCAUCAUUUAAUUUUUGUCCUUUUUCUAAAAUAAAUUCUGUACGUUCUAUUUCAUUAUAAUACGUCAUUAUUGGCAACAAAACAUGACGUAAUGCAUUUUAUUUGUCAAACUUUUAUCAUUUUAUUAUGUUCAGAUGUGUCCAGUGAUUCUUCUGUGUAUGCUUUGAGUUUUCUGAUCCUACAGUUAAAACUAGUGAAUUUAAAUGGAUGCAAAAAAAAAACAAAAAACAUUUUCAACACCUGUUUGUGAGCCAAAUAGCAAUACAACAGAUGCCUUAGAAUCAUUUACGUCAGCACGCUGUGUUUUAUAGGUACUGUACGGUUAGCCUUUGUGAGUGACUUGCACAUUUGUAUUUAUUUGGAUAGAGUUUACGGAUAGAGCUACUGUAGUUUAUUCCGUGAUGCUACGACGCUAAAAGAAACCGUUGCUUUGCUGCUUGGUUGCCAUGACACUCCUCAGGACCCUCUGUAUCACUAUUCACCACAUCAAUAAAAUUAGAACGGAAAAUUAAA
This is a messenger RNA of Boleophthalmus pectinirostris (great blue-spotted mudskipper), 3515 nucleotides long. It is a transcript of the gene gsna, whose product is annotated as gelsolin a. The record is from RefSeq and is a predicted model, not a curated record. The transcript is spliced from 16 exons. NCBI's taxonomy places the organism in Eukaryota, Metazoa, Chordata, Actinopteri, Gobiiformes, Gobiidae. Gene Ontology annotation, cellular component: cytoplasm; actin cytoskeleton. Gene Ontology annotation, biological process: actin polymerization or depolymerization; barbed-end actin filament capping; actin filament severing. Gene Ontology annotation, molecular function: actin filament binding; phosphatidylinositol-4,5-bisphosphate binding. The coding region runs from base 222 to 2411 and encodes 729 amino acids.